This is a messenger RNA of Lodderomyces jiufengensis, 351 nucleotides long. RefSeq lists its product as uncharacterized. Bases 1 to 351 code for a protein of 116 amino acids. NCBI's taxonomy places the organism in Eukaryota, Fungi, Ascomycota, Pichiomycetes, Serinales, Debaryomycetaceae. The transcript has a single exon. The record is from RefSeq and is a predicted model, not a curated record.
AUGAGAGCAAAUUCAACUCAAAUUUCAAAUAGAAUAUUUAAAUCUCAAAGAUUUGUAAUUUUAAUAAUAAUAAGUUGUUUUACAAUAUUAUUAAUAAUAACAGGUAUAUCAGGUCAUCAUCAAAAAAUUGUUGAUUCAGUAUCAAAUUAUACAACAAAAGCAAGUCAACAUUUACAACAAUAUUAUGAUACUAAUAAUAAAAUAUCAACUGAUGAUAUUCAAAUGGAAAAAGCUGCUGAAGAACAAGAAGAAGAAGAUAGAUUAAAAGAAGUAGAAGAAGCUAAAAUUCAAAAGGGAAAGGGGAAAUUAAAUGAAAUUGAUCCAAAAAUUAAAUUAAAAGAAGCUAGUUAA